Molecule: messenger RNA, 816 nt
Organism: Saxophila tyrrhenica
Lineage: Eukaryota; Fungi; Ascomycota; Dothideomycetes; Mycosphaerellales; Extremaceae
Product: Cell wall synthesis protein kre9 precursor
Exons: 5
Coding region: 1-816 (271 amino acids)
Biological process (GO): (1->6)-beta-D-glucan biosynthetic process; fungal-type cell wall organization; cell wall biogenesis
Cellular component (GO): extracellular region
Source: RefSeq, a predicted model, not a curated record
AUGCGGCUCCACCUCCUCCCUCUCACGCUCCUCGCCGCUCUCACCCCCUCCAUCCUCGCCGCGCCCAAGAUCACAUCGCCCGCACCCGGCGCAUCAAUAUCCGCAGGCUCGAUAACGGUGGAAUGGACAGAUGAUGGCGAUGACCCUAGUCUGUCGCAGUUCCAGAGCUACACCCUUACGCUGUGGGUUGGGGGCAACAGUCCGAGUAAUUCGGCGGGACUGGUAGCAAUCGGGCCUCAAGGGAAUAAGCUUCCUUCGAGCGGUCAGGUCACAGGAACGAUCGAUCCCACAAUCACUGCGAGUCUGGCAAAUGGCUUCUACAUUCAAAUGAUCGCCACGGCCAAAACCGGUACUGUAACAGCCAACUCUGGCCGCUUCUCGCUCACUGGCAUGACUGGAUCGCCCCAGAGCGCUGCCAUUAGGAAGGCCGUCAGCGCUCUCGGGAGCAGCAAUGCCAGCCCUCCAGACGUCAACGGCGUCGCCGGAGCCGCACCAGUGGCCUCCGUCCCCGCAGCAGUACCAGCACCUGCCGACGGAGCCUUUGACGUCGCGUACACCAUGCAAACUGGUCUGACGAGAUACGCGCCCAUGCAGGGUGUCCCGCCCACGAAGAUCACGGUCAAGGACUUCAAGCCGUUGUUCCCAACUAGCGCGUAUACUGUGGCGACGACGUGGCUGGCGCGACCGACGAUUGUGACGACAGUGACGGAGAGCCAGACGUUUACUAGGAAGCAAAGUGUGAAUCAGGCCAAGGCGCAAGAACAGCCGACUCCAAAUAAUGACAUGCAGAAGUUCUUGAAGCGGUGGAAAGACUGA